Messenger RNA from Annulohypoxylon maeteangense, 1089 nucleotides. RefSeq lists its product as uncharacterized. The transcript has a single exon. Lineage: Eukaryota; Fungi; Ascomycota; Sordariomycetes; Xylariales; Hypoxylaceae. The record is from RefSeq and is a predicted model, not a curated record. The coding region runs from base 1 to 1089 and encodes 362 amino acids.
AUGGCAUCUCGAUCGAGAGGUCGUCAUGAUCGGUACGACGACGAUCCCUACGUCUUCGACGACCCCUACCGCCAUUCAAAUUCACCUAUCGGAAAUGCACAUUACGAAUACGUCGGAACCGAAGAACCUUCUGUGGUAUCUAAUAAGCCUCGCCGACCCCGAUCUUCAAAUCCAGACCCUUAUCUACGACCACAUUCACCUAGGAGAGAUUCUCGAACAACUAGUCCACCACGGCGUCCUAGACACGAGAGAACCCACACUCAACCAGAAAAGUCCGAGAGAAAAUCACCACCUAGAGCUUCGCGACACAGUUCCCCUCACCGAACCAGCAGCAAGAAGGUUCCUCAGAACAAGCGUCAGGACUUCAGCGAACGACCAGCUGUGAAACGUACCAAAUCUAUCGGCCAAUCUGGCCUGAAAUUCCUCAGCGAAGCAGCAGCACUAUACGCCGCGACACAAGCUGGGGCAGGCGACCGCGGACGCUCCCCAAGUCGCGAUCGUCACCGCAGCUCACACCACGAUUCUGGGCACCGCCAUCACCACCGCCGGCAUUCUCCCAGCCCCUCCCCAGACCCACCCAUGCGACGCGCAAGAGCAUACAGCGACGAUGCGCGACGGCACCGGAGGCACAGAUCGCCAUCAGUAAGCUCCGAGUCAGACUACGACCGCGACCGCGGACGACGACACCGACGCUCGCGCGCCAGCUCCUCGCACGCAUACAGCCCGUCGCCGCGGCGCCACCGCAGCCGGCAUGCCAAAUCCACGUCCUCGACCUACCGCUCCAAGCAGCCCGAUUCCGCCACCGCCGACCGAUGGCAGAUGGCAGCGCGCGCGGCCCUCGAGGCAGGCGGACUGACGGCUUUCCGGCUGCGCAAGGAGCCCGGCAGCUGGACGGGUGAAAAGGGCGCCAAGAUCGCUACGGCGGCGCUCGGAGCCGCGGCUAUCGACGCGUUCAUUGAUAAGGACCCCCGCCGCGCCAAGUCCAGCGGGGUUAAGGGGUUUGCGGAGAAUACGAUUAGUAGUAUGAUUGCGUCGAAGUUGAUUGGGGUUAAGGGACCUACUAGUAGGAAGGGGAAGUCGAGGUAUUGA